Neocloeon triangulifer is the source of this 951-nucleotide messenger RNA. Its product is annotated as farnesol dehydrogenase-like. Gene Ontology annotation, molecular function: oxidoreductase activity. The transcript has 6 exons. The record is from RefSeq and is a predicted model, not a curated record. NCBI's taxonomy places the organism in Eukaryota, Metazoa, Arthropoda, Insecta, Ephemeroptera, Baetidae. The coding region runs from base 114 to 890 and encodes 258 amino acids.
UGACUUUUGAUAGUGGGGAAUCAGCAGCACCUCUGUUAUUCCCUUUCGGUGAAGUCGGUUGAUUAUGAUUUGAGCGUAAAAUAUUUUAAUUUUGUCUUUAAAACUUCCGCGCAAUGAACCGCUGGGCAGGAAGAACCGCUAUCGUUACCGGCGCCAGCUCAGGGAUCGGUGCCGCGAUCGCAAAGUUGCUUACUCAGCAUGGCUUGAAUGUUGUCGGUGUCGCCAGAAGAGAGGACAGGGUGCAGGAAUUGGCAGAGGAGUUAAAGAAGGAAGGGACCAAGGGAAAACUGCACACGAUCAAAGGAGACGUUUCCAAGGAGGAAGACAUAAAAAAUGUGGUCAAGUGGACGAGGGAAAAUUUAGGCGGCGCGGAUGUGCUGGUGAACAAUGCAGGGGUGGCGCCGACCGCCGUUUUGCACAGAUUCAGGACAGAGAAUAUCCGCAAGAUAUAUGAAACAAACGUCAUCGGCCUUGCCGUUUUUACGAGAGAGGUCGUGCAAGAUAUGCGAGCAAGGGGAGUAGACGAUGGGCAUGUUAUCCAUAUAAACAGCAUCUCCGGCCAUUCCAUUAUUCAAAUGCGAGGAAUUUACCCAUACAGCGGAAGCAAACACGCUGUCACAGUUUUAACCGAGGGUCUCAGAAGAGAGCUCGUCGAGCUCAAGAGCAAAAUACGAGUGACAAGCAUAAGUCCUGGGCUGGUGAGAACUGGAAUUAUGGUAGCUACUGGUGCACCGCCUGACGUGGCCGAGCAAAUGUACAACUCCGUUCCUUGCUUGGAAGCGAAAGAUGUUGCAGAUGCACUGAUCUACGCCUUGAGCACUCCGCCUCACGUUCAAGUGCACGAAAUAAUUAUUCAUCCCACGGGAGAAGAUUUGAAUUCAUCAUUGUAAGAAAAUUUGUUGAUGGAGAACAUUUUUGAAUAAAAUAUAUAUUUAAAUUCAUUACCUGAAA